Pecten maximus is the source of this 2924-nucleotide messenger RNA. RefSeq lists its product as uncharacterized. Gene Ontology annotation, molecular function: metal ion binding. Bases 187 to 2670 code for a protein of 827 amino acids. The transcript is spliced from 5 exons. Lineage: Eukaryota; Metazoa; Mollusca; Bivalvia; Pectinida; Pectinidae. The record is from RefSeq and is a predicted model, not a curated record.
UAAUGGCGGCGUCUAUGCGAUGAAGUGUGAUUACCGUUAAAAGUUAUAGAUAGUAUUUUAUGGAAAUUGAAAGGAAGCUAAUACCAGACGUAUUUUAAAACCAUUCAUGGUUCAACUGUAUAGCCUGCUGAAGCCGUGCAACCGGAAUUGAUCGCUUUCGUCCAGGUAGAACGGAAGCAAAGAAAGAUGGACAUAGGGGACGAAGCAGCUUUAGGCAACAAGGAAGAGGAAGAUGAUGGCACCUCAGACCAACAGGAUAAUAUUGUGGAAGGGACUAGCGAUCAGGACGAUGUCUCUUCGACUGAAGGAGGAGAAAUUCUUAGUGAUGUUGAAGAGUCAGUUUCAUCCACUAAUAACCAGGAUUACGAGAAUUUUAAGGGAAAAGAUGAAGCAGUUAAUUCACCAACAGGUAGGUUAGAUGAAAAAUUGGAUCAAUUGUCCGAGACAAAUGAGGAUGAGGGCUCUGUAGGAGGUGAAGGAGAGAAAAAUGAAGAAUAUGAUCAGGAUGUAGAGAGCCAGGAAAAUGAUACAGAGGAAGAUCAUGAGAAUCAAGAAGAAGUGCUACAGGAAGGAGAUGCAGAUGACAUUUCAAGUCAGGAGGAUUUUCAGGAAGAGGGGAUAGUAGGCGAUGACUCUGUUUAUAAAGACAGGAACGAGGAGGAAAACACAGAAUAUAAUGAAGUUUCAAGUCAGGACGACAUGCAAGGGGAUGAUUUGGCUGACAUUCAAAGUCAGGAGGAGGAGGAGGAAAAUGACAAGCAAAGUGAAGAUCUAGGAGAGAGUUCUAGGGACUCUAAUUUCAAAACAGGAAACAAGGAAAUUGGAGACAUUGAUGAUGACAUAGAUGAUGAGGAUUUCAGUGUAGAUGACAUAAAAGAGCUCGACGGAGAUGCAGAUGAUACUAGCCAAGAAGAAACACAUGUGCUUGACAAGGAGACUUUUGAAGAGUUGUGGAAGAAGGAAGCAGAUUCUGGUGGAAAGUUGGCAGAGGAAGACAGCAUGUCUUUGCCAGGGGAACAAUAUAAUGUGCAGAAGAAUGAUAUUGUUCCAGACUCAACUACUGUGGAUACAAAAAAUCAGCCAGAGGGCCUGGAAGACGCAGAAGAUCAGGCGACAGGCCUAGAGGACAAUACAGAUUUGAUAACAAGUAGCCAACAAAGUGAUAGGUCUGGUGAUAAUGAUGUUGAGAAAGGAGAUGAAAUGGACAAUGAGGAAAUUGUUGAUACAGAGGGUGAUUCUAUAGGAUCGUCUUUGUACGAUGAAAAUGAAGAUAGGGAAGGUAAAGGCUUUGAUGAAUUCGAGGAGAGUGCAGCCUCGCCUGAACAAUCGAAUGACAACAAUAUAGUUUGUAGUGACAGCGUUGAUAAUGAGGAUCAACCAAUGGAGGAUGAAGAGGCAAUGGGUGAAACAAAUGGCAUGGACAGUGAUUUACACAAUGAACAGUUAGAGGAUGUGUCUCAAGAGUCAACUUAUAUAGAACAAGAAAACGACAUGAGUGACGACGGAGAAAUUGACGACGAUGAAGAUGAUAUGAAAAACGUUGAUGACAAUGGCAGUUCUGAUGGAGAAAUUAAUGAUGAAAGUGACUUGAAAAAUGAAGAAAUGAAUAUCGACAAAGAUGAAAAGGAUGAAGAGAGUGGAUCUGUACCAAUGAGUGAGGAUGAAAGUAUGCAUGAUGUGGGAGAAUCAGUCGAGGGUGAAAGGGAGUCCUGGGAUAAGUUGAUGGAUGGUUCAGUUGAUCCAAAGCAGCCUUCAAACAGUGCUGGCCAGUUUAUGGUAGAACAGGGCAACAGUGACAAUGACGAGGACUGGAACACUCUCGACCUGGAAAAGGAGGAACAAGGUAAUGUCGGUGUGGACACUAGCUUGUCGGGAGGAGUACAGAAAGAAGACAGAGUGCAAAAGGAUGUAGAACCUGAAGACAUCGAUUCUCCUGAAGAAACAGAGGAUAUAGAUUCUCCGGAGAGUGACAUGGGCGAGGAGGAGGGCGAAGUUGAACCUGAUAAUCCUGCAUCACCUGUGUCGGAGGAAGGGCAACUGGACGAAGCUAACAGACAGGAGGACAAUGAGAACAUCUACAAUGAUGUGUCGGAUGAGGAAGAGUCGUAUAGUGACGACGACGAUGAGGCUGCUCCCGUCAACAAUGUGGUUGAUACUCGAGUGGUCAAUCGCAAAGAGGAAGUCCAACAGGAACGACCAAAGUUCACAGAUUUGAGGGAGAAGAUUCGAGAGGGACAACUCAAGGCACAGUCUAGCCUUCCAGAGGAUCACGUUGAACUUGACUACGAUGAAGAUGGUAUGGAUGAUGCUCCCAAGGCAACAGAUGAUAACAAAGACAAAAUGGAUGACAGUCGAGGCAAUGAUGAAGAUGAAAAGGGAGAAGAUGGAGAAGCUUAUUCAGACCGGGACGACGGGGAGGUGGAUGAUGACGAAGAUUGCGAGGAAGGGGAGAUUAAAGAACCUGGAGCACGCAAGCCUUUCGUCAAACCAAUCUGUCGCUUCUACACUCGCGGUCAGUGUACAUGGGGCAACAACUGCAGGUUUCUUCACCCAGGAAUAAAUGAUAAAGGAAACUAUAGAUUGAUAGAGAGACCUGGGUUUGAAAGUCCAACGAAAAAAAGCUUUGGAAAAUGGAACCAAGGGGAGGUAAUUUGUUGCUCAAAGAACUAGCCAAGGCUGCUGUUUUAGAAAAUAAUAUUUCUUACUAGAAGUUAAAGAUUUCCAUUAAUAACUGAGGUAUUUAAUGCUUUUUCAGUUUAAUUCGGGAACAUUGCGGUGAAAGUGAUUUUUUAACAGUAACCUGGGUAUUAAUCAUAUUGAGUAAAAAAUAACUUAAAAUAAUAUGGUAGAAAACAAUGAGAUUAAAAAUUCCUGGCAUGUUUUUAGUCAAGCUGUAAUGCUGAAGUUGUUUUAUGUGACUUUAA